UUUCCUUUAGUUGUACGAUCACCUGUGUAGCUACACUUUUACAUCCACCAGACUAUAAGCAGUUCUCUUCAACCUGCUUGUUUAUAUCCAAUCAGUGAAUAAAAUAGUCGCUCUAUUCGAUCAUGACCACCUCUGAUGCUGAGCAUAUUGCUGUGACUCGUUUCCGCCAGUACUUGAGAAUCAAGACUGUUCAACCCACUCCCGACUAUGCUAGUUGCAAGGUCUUUCUUCAAUCUUAUGCUACUGAGCUGGGACUUGACUUUCGUUGUGUUGAGAUGACAGCAGGAAAGCCUAUCUGUAUUUUGACAUGGGUUGGAACCAAUCCAUCGCUCAAGUCUAUCUUGCUCAACUCUCACACUGAUGUGGUUCCUGUUAGCGAGACUCACUGGACUCAUGAUCCAUUUGCUGCUGACAAGCUUCCCAACGGUGAUAUUAUCGCUCGUGGCACUCAAGACAUGAAAUGUGUUGGAAUUGGAUACCUCGAGGCGAUCCGAAUUCUCAAAGCAAAAGGUGUCAAGCUUGAACGCACAUUGCAUUGCACAUUUGUUCCUGAUGAGGAAAUUGCAAGCCAUGACGGUAUGAUGCCAUGGGUCAAGACAGACGACUUUCGAUCUCUCAAUCCUGCAUUUGCACUUGAUGAAGGUCUUGCCAAUCCUGAAGAUGCUUACAAGGUCUACUAUGGUGAACGUGCUCCGUGGUGGAUCAAAAUCACUGCCAAGGGCGGAGCUGGUCAUGCAAGUCAGUUUAUUGAACCGUCCGCAACUGAGCGACUUGUGCGAGUUCUCUCCAAAUUUGUUGCUUUCCGUGAUGCCGAGAAACUCAGACUUGCUGUUUGUCGCAACGAAUUUGGUCGAAGACUUCGUAUUGGUGAUGUUACCACCACCAAUAUUACAAUGAUGAAUGCUGGUGUCCAAUUCAAUGUUGUUCCUGAAGAAGCCUGGGUGGGAGUAGAUAUGCGUGUUGCUCCAUCAGUCCAUCUACCUACUUUUCGCGAGCAAAUGAUUAAAUGGUGCACCGAUGAGGACACUACAGUUACUUUUGAGCAAGCCUUUAUGAGUAACGCGUGCACUCCAUUGACUGAUGAUAAUCCAUGGUGGAAGGAGAUUGAAAAGGUUGGAAAGACUCGCAAGAUUAUACUUGAUCCCGAGAUUUUCCCUGCUGCCACCGACUCUCGCUUCAUUCGCGAGGUCGGUAUCCCUGCCAUUGGCAUUUCGUGCAUUCGUAACCACCCAGUGCUGCUCCACGACCACAACGAGUAUCUGAACGAAAAAAUGCUGAUUGAAGGUGUCGAGUUUUACGUUGACUUGCUUCCUGGUCUUGCCAGCAUCUCUAGUACUGUGACUCCCUGAUUGUAUUUUGUCUCGACAAAAUUCGCAAUGCAUUGACUAUUGGCUUUUUGAUACCGCAGCCGUAUUUACGCAAAUGGAUUACUAAAUAAACCAAUGUUCACUUUCAGCCU
Molecule: messenger RNA, 1459 nt
Organism: Batrachochytrium dendrobatidis JAM81
Lineage: Eukaryota; Fungi; Chytridiomycota; Chytridiomycetes; Rhizophydiales
Exons: 10
Coding region: 123-1349 (408 amino acids)
Biological process (GO): amino acid metabolic process
Cellular component (GO): cytoplasm
Molecular function (GO): aminoacylase activity
Source: RefSeq, a predicted model, not a curated record